AUAACCAUUUGGGGAAAUUAUCGUCGACGUGGAGGGGUAUAAAAGCGCAUCGGUAACACAUGCAAAAUCAUCAGCUACAUCUCGUCGCUUCCCCUGUUCUCACCAGAUAUUCAAAAUGCGUUCGCAGUCAACUUGUGGAUUUUUAGCCCUGGUCGUUCUCGGUUGCGUAUUACCGAGCAUCUUGGCCGCUCCGUCGAUUGCCGCAGCCGGUCAUGAAGAAAAUGGGCUGGAGCUUAAUAAUGGCAGAAACGAUCCGAAUGAAAAUCGGGAUAGCCUGGCAGUCGCAUCAAAGUUGGUUCAGGCAUACGGUAGCGAUAUUGCAAAGGUAGCAGCACGCGUGUGUGAUAGAUUAGCCUACGGAGAGACCAUUGACAAGGUAAUGCUGGAAAUAGCUAAAGAAGAGGGCAUGGAUAAAAUUGACAUGAAACAAGUCCGUGAGAUGAUUGAGAAAUUUGGCUGUUCGGCAACCAAAUGGACCUGCCUGCUCUGGGGAGCCGUAUGCUGGGGUCGUUAAAUUUAAAUAACAACUGGUUGGAAUUUCAAGACGGAAGCUGCUAAUCGACACCAUUAUGUUUUGAUUGAUAAUCAAUAAAAAGAGAAUUUGCAAAAUCAA
Daphnia carinata is the source of this 613-nucleotide messenger RNA. RefSeq lists its product as uncharacterized. Bases 116 to 514 code for a protein of 132 amino acids. The record is from RefSeq and is a predicted model, not a curated record. Lineage: Eukaryota; Metazoa; Arthropoda; Branchiopoda; Diplostraca; Daphniidae. The transcript is spliced from 5 exons.